CAGCUGAGCUGUCAGCUGCGGAACGACGGCGACGUCACGGCCGCCGCACUUAGUGCAAACAAACCCAAGUUUCUUUUCUGGUCCUCCGCCACCUUCCGCCGAUGGCCCCCAGCGCGCAGCUCAAAGAGGCGAUGGCCGACGUGCGUGAGGGCAUCCGGGCCAUCCUGCUGGGGCCCCCCGGCGCCGGGAAGGGGACCCAGGCCCCUCGACUAGCCGAGCGCUACUGCGUGUGUCACCUGGCCACCGGGGACAUGCUGAGGGCCAUGGUGGCGUCGGGCUCCGAGCUGGGCCACAAGCUCAAGCGCACCAUGGACGCCGGCAAGCUGGUGAGCGACGAGAUGGUGGUGGAGCUCAUCGAGAAGAACCUGGACACGCCCCCCUGCGAGAAGGGCUUCCUAUUGGACGGAUUCCCCCGCACGGUCAAGCAAGCCGAGCUGCUGGACGAGCUGCUGGACAAGCGACACGAGCGGCUGGACGCGGUCGUAGAGUUUGCCAUCGACGAUUCCCUGCUGGUGCGCAGGAUCUGCGGGAGACUGAUUCAUCAGCCCAGCGGCCGCUCGUACCACGAGGAGUUCAAUCCCCCCAAAGAGGCCAUGAAAGAUGACGUGACCGGCGAGCCGCUGAUCCGCCGCAGCGACGACAACGAGACGACGCUGCGCUCUCGCCUGGACGGGUACCACCGCCAGACGGCGCCUCUGGUCCAGUACUACGGCGCCAGAGGCCUGCACGCGGCCGUGGACGCCGCCAAGAGCCCCGACGUGGUCUUCGCCUCCAUCGCGGCCGCGUUCGCCGCCGCCCGGGCCGCCCCGGCCCGCGCCACCGCCUCUGCUUGAAUCCCGCGGACACUCUCGCACGAAGAACCGGAGAAACGUUGCGACAGAAGGACGGACGGGACGGCGGCUGCACGGAAGCGGAGAAAUCCUCACGUGGCGGGCCUUCGACGCCAGCCUUAGAAUCCCGGCGUGUUCCGAGCGAGGCGAGCUUCGUCUCCAUCGUUCCCGUGCUUCCAAUAAACCUCAUCUUUUUUUCUA
Phycodurus eques (leafy seadragon) is the source of this 1031-nucleotide messenger RNA. RefSeq names its product adenylate kinase 2 (gene ak2). Bases 102 to 833 code for a protein of 243 amino acids. Gene Ontology annotation, biological process: ADP biosynthetic process. The transcript is spliced from 7 exons. Gene Ontology annotation, molecular function: ATP binding; AMP kinase activity. NCBI's taxonomy places the organism in Eukaryota, Metazoa, Chordata, Actinopteri, Syngnathiformes, Syngnathidae. The record is from RefSeq and is a predicted model, not a curated record. Gene Ontology annotation, cellular component: mitochondrion; cytoplasm.